Messenger RNA from Lycium barbarum (goji berry), 1511 nucleotides. RefSeq names its product oxygen-dependent coproporphyrinogen-III oxidase, chloroplastic-like. Gene Ontology annotation, cellular component: chloroplast stroma; cytoplasm. The record is from RefSeq and is a predicted model, not a curated record. Gene Ontology annotation, molecular function: coproporphyrinogen oxidase activity. The transcript is spliced from 9 exons. Lineage: Eukaryota; Viridiplantae; Streptophyta; Magnoliopsida; Solanales; Solanaceae. Bases 91 to 1302 code for a protein of 403 amino acids.
UUGGUCAUACAUAGUCUUCACCCCACCGUUCCUAAAUCCAAUUUAGACACUAGCCCAAUCUUCCCAAUUUUUUUUCUAACAACCAUCACAAUGCUUCCUUCAAUUCUCUCUUCUCCUUCAUCCUCUACUUUCCCACUCAAAUAUUCAAUUCCUUCUUCAUCCUUAACCACUUCUUCACCAUUACUACCACCACUUACCAUUAGAUACAAUUCAAGUGAAAGACCAAAAUACCACUACUCGUUAAAAGUUCAAGCCAUGUCUUCAUCAUCACGGAUGAUUGAGAAGGAAACACCCGAAACUGAACGCCCACACACAUUUCUACGAGAAUCCGAUGAAGGUUCUUCAGGGGAUGAUUCAUCAAAGUCGAAUUCGGUUAGAGCGCGUUUCGAGAAGAUGAUUCGAGAAGUACAGGACAGUGUUUGUUCUGCUUUGGAAGCUGUGGAUGGAGGGGCUAAAUUCAAGGAAGAUGUUUGGUCGAGACCUGGUGGUGGUGGUGGCAUUAGUAGGGUAUUGCAGGAUGGAGAUGUUUUUGAGAAGGCUGGUGUUAAUGUCUCUGUUGUUUAUGGUACUAUGCCUCCUGAAGCUUAUCGAGCUGCUAGGCCAGUUGACAAUGGAAAUGCUAAACCUGGUCCUAUCCCCUUUUUCGCUGCUGGGGUUAGCUCGGUUCUGCAUCCAAAGAACCCCUUUGCACCAACUGUACAUUUUAAUUAUCGCUACUUUGAGACUGAUGCUCCUAAAGAUGCUCCAGGAGCACCUAGGCAAUGGUGGUUUGGAGGUGGUACUGAUCUGACACCUGCUUACAUUUUCGAGGAGGAUGUGAAGCACUUCCAUUCGGUGCAAAAAGGUGCUUGUGACAAAUUUGAUGCUAGUUUCUACCCUCGUUUCAAGAAGUGGUGUGAUGAUUAUUUCUAUAUAAAGCACCGUGGUGAGAGGCGGGGUCUUGGAGGAAUAUUUUUUGACGAUUUAAACGACUAUGAUCAGGAGAUGCUUCUCUCCUUUUCUACAGAGUGUGCUAACUCCGUCAUUCCAGCAUAUAUUCCUAUCGUAGAGAAGAGGAAGGAUACACCAUUCAAUGAUGAACACAAGGCAUGGCAACAAUUGCGGAGAGGACGCUAUGUUGAAUUCAACUUGGUUUAUGACCGUGGAACUACAUUUGGUCUCAAGACAGGCGGUAGAAUUGAAAGUAUUCUUGUUUCUCUUCCAUUAACUGCACGUUGGGAGUACGACCAUCAACCAGUAGAGGGGUCUGAAGAAUGGAAACUCUUGGAUGCUUGUAUCAACCCUAAGGAAUGGAUCUGUUAGUACCAAAUCCAUGUAAAAUUUACUUGUUUUGGUCUUCUAUAUUUUGUCCUCUUCCCAUGUCUUUGAUUAGAUUUCUUCUUUUUAGUUGGGGGUCGUGUUGAGGGGGUUGAGGAAAGGUUUGAAAUGGUUGAUGUAGAAAUGUGUUAGGAUUCAUGAUAUUACUAAAAGUGAGGCUUCUAACCUAAAUAUGAUGAGAGGAAAGUUUGUUA